This is a messenger RNA of Fomitiporia mediterranea MF3/22, 1719 nucleotides long. RefSeq lists its product as uncharacterized. The transcript is spliced from 7 exons. Bases 1 to 1719 code for a protein of 572 amino acids. Gene Ontology annotation, molecular function: tRNA (guanine(46)-N7)-methyltransferase activity; protein binding. Gene Ontology annotation, cellular component: cytosol; nucleus; tRNA methyltransferase complex. The record is from RefSeq and is a predicted model, not a curated record. Gene Ontology annotation, biological process: RNA (guanine-N7)-methylation. NCBI's taxonomy places the organism in Eukaryota, Fungi, Basidiomycota, Agaricomycetes, Hymenochaetales, Hymenochaetaceae.
AUGCAUACAAACUACGUGCCAUACACAAAACUCUUCCUACACGACGUACACUCGCUUGCUCUUCUAGCAAAUGGACAUAUUCAAGUCCUAGACUCUUCAACGGGUUCUAUCCGUCAUUCAACAACGACAAAUGCAGAAUUGUCAGAGAAAGUUCAGAAGUCCGGUCAAAUUGUCGCAGCAGCCGUAGACGAAGGCUUCAAGUACCUUGUCACAGCGACCGGUGAUAAAUCCAUAAGGACAUGGGAAGUGGAAGGAUUGAGAGUCGUGAGUGAAAGAGAAGCACUAAAAAAGCCAACAGACAUUUGUCUUACGCGUGAUGCAGAAACGAUUCUGGUUUCUGAUAAGUUCGGAGACGUCCAUAGGUUAGUAUCUCUGCAUCUGCAUACAACACCAGCGCGGGCUAUAUUGACAGUUGGUAUCCGGAGGUAUCCAUUACUUGCUUCAGGCAAGAAAGACGUCGAGGCAGAGGCUUCAUUACUCCAAAAAUCAGAUAGUAUGGUACCUUCAAAGCGUCGUGUCGAUGAAAGCCUACUACUAGGACACGUCUCGCUCUUAACCACCCUCCUUCUCACAAAAGACGAGAAAUACAUCAUCACGGCAGACAGAGACGAGCACAUCCGAGUAAGUUGGUAUCCCGAAGCUUACACCAUCGAACGAUUUUGUCUCGGGCACAAAAAAUUCGUUUCGGCUCUCCAUAUACCUACAUGGGACCACUCCUUACUUAUCUCAGGUGGUGGAGACCCAGAACUCAAAAUAUGGAAUUGGAUGGAAGGAUCACUAAUUCACAACAUCCCAAUCACCGAUUUAGUCAAGCCAUUCGUUAAAGUCAUCCGUAGAAGACCUGCGCGUGGCGAAGGCGGAAGUGACGCAGAAGGUGAAGGAAGUUCUACUAAACUAAGCUCAAGGGCUAGGCGAAGAAAUAAGAAGAGACAAGUUAAGGGAAAGGUGAUUGUAGAACCUGAAACUCAGUCGGAUGCCGAAGAAGAAAAAGAUACGAGGGAUAAAAAGGACGACAUGCAAGUAGACGAGCAGGAACCCGACGAGUCUGCGAAUGGUAGCAAACCGGAACCGCCAAGCGAAGAGACUGCACCCCUCCUAGCCAUCCAGAAAAUAUCCACCUUCGAGUCUAGCUCAAGCAGAUUCAUAAUCUUCUCAGCACAUGGUGCCACAGCACUAUUCUAUUGCAACUUCCCGACCUCUUCGGAUGAAUCACCAAAAGUUCAAUCCGUUGCCCUUAAUCACCCAGUUCUGGACUUCACUCCAUGGUCAAACGAGAAUGAGAUAUGGGUAGCAGUUGACGGCAACCGAUCGGAAACGGCUUCCUCAAUUCCGACUAGUGGGGAAUUUAUCAAAAUUGUGAAGAUUGUAGAUAGUGAGCUCGUCCUAAGCGAUGCCAGUUCACACCAAGCAUUAGCGAAUUCAUUGAACACGACUAAUCGUUUGGAAGUAUCACAAGAUUCGCUUAAGGUCGUCGACCUCUACUCUGCCCUAGUCGUCCUCCCGAAAAAUAUAGACGCCGAUCAUAACGCAAUGGACGACGAGGCAUUACUGUCAGAGGCGAACUCAGGUCAACUCACUGGGAAGGAGCUGGGACGUCUGAAGUCAAAGAAAGCUGUUCUAGCCCACCAGGCGGUAAUAUCAAACAAGCGAGAGCAGAGUGGCACUCCCGUCAAUGAUCGGGAUCUUAAGAGGCAAAAAAGCGAGUCUGAAGCAGGCUGA